Molecule: messenger RNA, 582 nt
Organism: Helobdella robusta
Lineage: Eukaryota; Metazoa; Annelida; Clitellata; Rhynchobdellida; Glossiphoniidae
Exons: 5
Cellular component (GO): nucleus
Source: RefSeq, a predicted model, not a curated record
UACACGAAGAAGUUCAAACAGCUGAGGUCCGAACUGAGUGAGAAGUUGUUCAACUUGUACAAUGAAAAAGUUUUCUUUAACAAGUUAGUACCAUCGUGUCCAUUGAAGUGGAACAAGAGAUUGUUGAAGACAGCUGGUUACUGCUGCCAGUCAAGGAAGGGCAACUUGAGGAGUUUCAGAAUCGAACUGUCCUGCAAAGUUUGCGAUGAUGCUGAAAGACUGAGAGACACAUUGAUACACGAAAUGUGUCACGCCAUGGUCUGGAUGCAGUAUGGAGAGAGAGGGCAUGGUGCCAAGUGGCAAUUGUGGGCUCGCAAGUCUAACCUAACACUGAAAGACCUUCCCCCGAUCACCAGGUGUCACUCGUACAAAAUCACCACCAAGUUCACUUACCAGUGUGUUCGAUGCUCAUACAAGGUAGGUAGGCAUAGUCGAUCGCUGAACACUGACAAACAGGUCUGCCCUUAUUGCUACGGAACUUUCCAACUGGUAACCAAUCAGAAGAAUUCAAGUGACCCAGACAAAGGUAUUAUUAUUAUUAUGGUUCUUCUCUUUUUCUUCUUCUUCUUAUUAUUAUUAUAA